Messenger RNA from Nakaseomyces glabratus, 1131 nucleotides. RefSeq lists its product as uncharacterized. The record is from RefSeq and is a predicted model, not a curated record. Lineage: Eukaryota; Fungi; Ascomycota; Saccharomycetes; Saccharomycetales; Saccharomycetaceae. Gene Ontology annotation, molecular function: protein binding.
AUGUAUUCGCUUGCUGGGUCUUGUAAUUUUGGCUCAAACAAUUGGUGUUUGAAGUUGCAGCCGGUACACAAUGGUAUCCUUACCUCUGUAAGUAGUGGAGAAGUUCACCUGCUUGGUCUGGAUUUAUCUAAACAGGAUAGUUUUAAAGUUGGUGAGACAUCCAUCAAUGCUUUGAGUAGGGUGGAUGGCCAGGAGAACUUGUUUGCAGCCAGUAAUGGAAAUAAAGUAAAGGUAUUUGACUUGCGAGAAAACAAAGAAGUGGCCACAUUGGAACAAGAAAAUGGUGCAAAUGUACUAUCCUUGGGAUCUGGGCAUGGUAUGCUUGCCUAUGGUAGCGAACAACAGGGGGUAGAUGCCCACUUACAUCUCUUUGAUAUUAGAAACUGGAGCAAGCCCGUAAGAUCAUUUGUUGAUUCUCAUCAGGACGACAUCACCUCUAUUGCUUUUCAUCCUGCAGAUGCUAAUGUAUUGUUAAGUGGAUCAACAGAUGGCUACACUAAUGUCUAUGACUUGUUAGAACCUGAAGAAGAAGAUGCACUGCAUCAGGUGAUAAACUAUGCGUCAAUUCAUUCAUGUGGGUGGCUGGCUCCACGUCGUAUAUUUACAUUAUCACACAUGGAAACUUUUGCUAUCCAUGAAUUGAAUGACAAGUCGGAAGAGUUGCGAGAACCACAGCCAUUGGAUUUCGGAGAUAUCAGACAACCAUGGGAUUGUAACUAUGUGGUAGAUAUAUACCCAGGUUACAUAUCUGCCGGUGUUUCCGAAGAAGGUAAAGGUGCUCUAAGAAUAAUCCCAUUCAGAAAUGAGCACGUACAAGCAAAAGACACCAUAACAAUUUCGCAAGCCCAUGGAGAUGAAAUCGUCAGAGACACAUAUAUACUACCUUCUCAAUCAGAUAUGUUAUACAGUUGUGGAGAAGAUGGUCAAGUAAAGGCAUGGAGGAACGAUAUUAAAUUAGACAUUCCAGAGACGUUUUGGGAUUACAGUACGAAAAUGAGUCUGCUAUCAGAUGAAGUACCGGAAGUGCAAUUGGAGAAACAACCUGUAGAGGUGAUAGCUGAUAAGUCAGAAAAACGAAAGAAUAAGAAAAAGAAGAAACAUUCGAAGAAGAACAGAUUCAAACCUUAUUGA